AUGACUAGUACAGUAAAGCGUGAAUGUGUUUAUAUUUGUCCAAAAAAAAAUCGAAAAUGUCGUAUACAUGCAUCAUAUUCAAUUUCACCGUAUUGUGCUGAACAUCUCUUACAUGAUCCAGAUUUGAACGAGGAGACUAAACGAUCGUUACGCUGUCCAUGUCCAUUAUCACCAUCUCAUAGUGUAGAUCCAUCAGAUCUUAAACGACAUUUAAAAGUAUGUAAUCAACGUCAAAUUAUUUUGGGACCAUUUCACCGUUUAUUAUAUAAUUCGGCGCUUAAAGAUGAAGUGAUUGAGGAUAACAAUGAUUAUCCUGAUAUUUUAAAAGAAAUUGAUGACGAACAAUUAGAUUUACUAAUCAAAAAAUUAGAAUAUUUACAUGAUUCAACGGUUGAACAAUCCGCAAACACAUAUAAAAUACAUGACGUUAUUCAGACAGAAUUAAACAAGGAAGAUUGUGGUUUUAAAACACGAAAACAUCUUGAACAAAUUGGUUCCUUAAUUGGACAAUUGGAUACAUUGAAUUUAUUAAAUGACGAUACCUGUUACGUUGAAUUGGGUGCUGGACGAGGGAAAACGUCGCAUUUUCUUUCCAUGUGUUUAACUGAAAAAAUAAAUAUAGACUUUGUUUUGAUUGAACGUGAUCAUCAACGUUAUAAAUUCGAUUCUUAUCAUCGUGAAGGACAACAAGCAGGUCCACCAUUCAUACGCUAUAGAAUGGAUAUUAGAGAUUUAUAUUUACCUGAAAUACCAAUUAUAAAACAAAAACAAUCGAAUAUAGUUGUUCUUAGUAAACAUCUUUGUGGUUCGGGUACGGAUUUGGCUCUUCGAUGUGUUGUUAAUAUUAUAAAAGAGAUACCAUUUAUCAAAGCUGUUGUUAUUGCAAUCUGUUGUCAUCAUUGUAUCAACUGGACAGAAUAUGUUGGAAAACAAUUUUUUAUUGAAAAUAAUUUUACACCAAGAGAAUUUUAUUUUGUUCGUGCCUUGACAUCAUGGUCAACAUGUGAAAAUCGAUAUAAUCAAAAAUUAUCAGACGAUCGACUACUAUUUAAUAUGAAAAAAGAUGAAUCUAUUGAAAAAUCAUCAUAUUCUAAAAGACGUUUUUAUUCAAUUCAACGACAAGAAGAAAUUGGUGAAAAAGCAAAACGUUUAUUGGAUUGGGGACGUGUAUUGUAUUUGAAAAAGAACGGUUUCGAUGCUCAUUUAAAUAUUUAUGCAUCAAAAAUAAUUACAUUAGAAAAUGUAGCGAUUGUAGCUCAACCGAAAGAAUCUCAGGUUCAAGACACAUAG
This is a messenger RNA of Didymodactylos carnosus, 1290 nucleotides long. The record is from the annotation of a GenBank genome assembly. Lineage: Eukaryota; Metazoa; Rotifera; Eurotatoria; Philodinida; Philodinidae.